UCUCUGGAGACGAAGCAAGGUGACAAUAUCAGCAUUGGCCAGGUCAAUGGCUUCAUCAAGCGGGCUGCGCCCGUCCAGGUCGACCAGAUUCUGAUUGGCUUUACGACGCAGCAACAAGCAAGUCAAAUGAACUCGCUGGAGCCGACAGGCAUGAUGGAGCGCAGUGCGACCAGCUGA
Protopolystoma xenopodis is the source of this 177-nucleotide messenger RNA. NCBI's taxonomy places the organism in Eukaryota, Metazoa, Platyhelminthes, Monogenea, Polystomatidea, Polystomatidae. The record is from the annotation of a GenBank genome assembly.